UGGAUUUUCCUGAUACCGCUUGGUUUCGUCUGCCGAUAUUUAGGCGUUCGUUGACUUCUUUCCAUAACUUUUUACGUGUCAAUACAUUCGCCUUCUGAUUGAGUUGGCGGUUGUCUUCGGUGUGUGACGUGCAUUUGAUUCAAAGAGGAAAAUGCACCAAAUUUGUUUAAUUUUUCUUUUGGGAGCAAUUCUUCCCUGUUGUUUUGCUUCUGAAUCCAAGAAGGAGUCCAUUGGUACUGUUAUUGGCAUUGAUUUAGGUACAACAUAUUCAUGUGUUGGAAUUUUUAAAAAUGGUCGAGUGGAGAUUAUAGCCAAUGAUCAAGGUAACCGAAUCACUCCUUCUUAUGUUGCUUUCACUGCAGAAGGUGAAAGAUUGAUUGGAGAUGCUGCGAAAAAUCAAUUGACAACAAAUCCUGAAAACACCAUUUUUGAUGCAAAACGUCUAAUAGGAAGAGACUGGAAUGAGCCAACUGUACAAAAGGACGUUAAAUAUUUCCCUUUCAAAGUCAUUGAGAAAAAUAGCAAACCACACAUUCAAGUAAAAACUGCACAGGGUACAAAGACAUUUGCUCCUGAAGAAAUAUCUGCUAUGGUUUUGACCAAAAUGAAAGAAACAGCUGAAGCAUAUUUAGGGAAGAAAAUCCACCAUGCUGUUGUAACUGUUCCAGCAUACUUCAAUGAUGCUCAGCGUCAAGCAACUAAGGACGCUGGUUCCAUUGCAGGAUUAAAUGUCCUUCGUAUUAUUAAUGAACCAACUGCUGCAGCCAUUGCCUAUGGGUUAGAUAAGAAAGAGGGCGAGAAGAAUGUUUUAGUAUUUGAUCUGGGUGGUGGUACUUUCGAUGUUUCCCUACUGACUAUUGAUAAUGGUGUAUUUGAAGUAGUUGCUACAAAUGGAGACACUCAUCUUGGUGGUGAAGAUUUUGACCAGCGGGUCAUGGAAUAUUUCAUGAAGCUAUACAAGAAGAAAACAGGCAAAGACAUCCGCAAAGAUAACCGAGCUGUUCAGAAACUGAGGCGAGAAGUAGAAAAGGCAAAACGUACAUUGUCUUCUGCUCAUCAGGCCAGGGUGGAAAUUGAAUCUUUCUUUGAAGGUGAAGAUUUUAGUGAAACAUUAACCAGGGCUAAAUUUGAAGAAUUGAAUAUGGAUCUUUUCCGCUCUACAAUGAAACCAGUCCAGAAAGUCCUAGAAGAUGCCGAUUUGCAAAAGAAAGAUAUUGAUGAAAUUGUUCUGGUUGGUGGUUCUACUCGUAUUCCAAAAAUUCAACAAUUGGUCAAGGAAUUCUUUAAUGGUAAGGAACCCUCACGAGGUAUCAACCCUGAUGAAGCUGUUGCUUAUGGUGCUGCUGUACAGGCUGGUGUUCUUAGUGGUGAAGAAGACACAGGUGAGCUUGUACUUUUGGAUGUGAACCCCCUUACUCUUGGUAUUGAAACUGUUGGUGGAGUUAUGACCAAACUAAUUCCAAGAAAUUCAGUCAUUCCAACCAAGAAGUCUCAGAUAUUUUCUACUGCUGCAGAUAACCAACCUACUGUUACUAUUCAGGUUUAUGAAGGUGAGAGACCAAUGACAAAAGAUAACCAUCUCCUUGGAAAAUUCGAUCUAAAUGGCAUCCCUCCUGCACCCAGGGGUGUGCCACAAAUUGAAGUGACUUUUGAAAUCGAUGUGAAUGGUAUUCUCAAGGUCACGGCUGAGGACAAGGGUACAGGAAUCAAAGAGAAGAUCACUAUCACCAAUGAUCACAACCGUCUGACGCCAGAGGAUAUUGAACGUAUGAUCAAGGAUGCUGAACAGUUUGCUGAGGAAGACAAGAAAAUCAAGGAAAAGGUUGAGGCACGGAAUGAGCUUGAAUCAUAUGCUUACUCUCUGAAAAAUCAGGUGGCUGACAAAGAGAAAUUGGGUGGGAAACUCAGCUCUUCAGAAAAAGAAAAAAUGGAAGAAGCCAUAGAAGAAAAAAUUAAAUGGCUGGAUGAAAAUCAAGAUGCUGAAGCUGAAGAAUUCCAAAGACAAAAGAAAGAAUUGGAAGAUGUUGUUCAACCAAUCAUCUCUAAAUUAUAUGCAGGUGGAGCUCCUCCUGGUGGGGAUAGUGACAGUGAUGACUUAAAAGAUGAGCUUUAAAAUAGUUCUGUUUUAGGUAAAUAAAUUGCAUUUACUCAUUUUAAGAAUAGCCUGGUGGAUUUUAUUAUCUCAGCUGCAUCUUCUGUUUUAGUUCGUUGUGAUCUGUGAUCAUUUUGAAGUGCAGACGAACAAAAUUGUAUACAACUGUAGAAGCUCAAUUCUGCAAAAUUGUUUCAUAUAUUACUUAAUUUUUUUUUGAAUUAAUAUAUUAAUGUACAAUUCAUUUUGGAUGAAAUAACGUUAUUUGUGAAAAGUCCUUUUUGAUUAUAUUUUUAUGUUAAUUUAUUAUGUUUUGUUUAGGUCUUUGUUACAAAAAUGUGAUGUUUUUCCUGUAUUGUGGAAAAAAAAUUUUUUAUUAUAAAACCUCAUUUUUUAAUUUUUUUACAAACUUUAUAUAUUUUUUUUUUCUCU
Argiope bruennichi is the source of this 2524-nucleotide messenger RNA. RefSeq names its product endoplasmic reticulum chaperone BiP-like. The transcript has 8 exons. Bases 152 to 2113 code for a protein of 653 amino acids. Lineage: Eukaryota; Metazoa; Arthropoda; Arachnida; Araneae; Araneidae. Gene Ontology annotation, cellular component: membrane; endoplasmic reticulum chaperone complex; nucleus. Gene Ontology annotation, biological process: cellular response to unfolded protein; endoplasmic reticulum unfolded protein response; protein refolding. Gene Ontology annotation, molecular function: ATP binding; misfolded protein binding; ATP-dependent protein folding chaperone. The record is from RefSeq and is a predicted model, not a curated record.